AUGAGAAUUAAAGAAAGCACAUUUUCAAAUUUAGAUAAUCUUGUUUUUAAAUGUCUUUUAAAUGUAAGGAGCAGAAAUGUGACAAUAUCAGCAACAAUUCUUAAAACAAAAGCCAGAGAACUUGAUGAAAAAAUUAAUAUAAAUGGAUUUCAAGCGUCUGAUGGUUGGCUUGAUCCUUGGAAAAAUAGAUAUAAUGUUUCUUUCAAGACGGUAUGUGGAGAGGGUAACUCUUGUACAUCUGAAAUGACCACACAAAGGAAGGAAACAACUAUCCCCACAAUUUUAUCCAGGUAUAAACUUGAUGAAAUUUAUAAUGCAGAUGAAUUUGGAUUGUUUUUUUGUAUGCAACCUAAUAAGUCACUUAAUCUUCAAUCUGAGACAUGUAUAGGGGAAAAGCACAGUAAAAUUCGUUUUACAGGAAUGGUCGCAGCAUGUGCAGCGGGUGAUAAAAUUCCUAUGUUUGUAUUAGGAAAAUCAAAAUCACCUCGCUGCUUCAAAGGAAUUAAGCAAUUACCUUGCAGAUACAGAAAUCAAAAUAAAAGCUGGAUGGAUAGCGUACUGUUUAAAGAGUGGAUACGAGAAAUGGAUACAAAGUUUACAAAAGAAAAGAAGAAAAUAGCGUUCAUAAUAGAUAACUGCCCAGCACACCCGACGGUUGAUAAUCUAAAAUCUAUUAAGCCUAUUUUUUUACCACAGAACACCACAUCUAAACUUCAACCAAUGGAUCAGGGAGUUAUACGCUCUUUGAAAGUUUAUUACAGAUCUUUGGCAUUACAAAGGCUGGUCGUAGAAAUUGAUAAAAAAAAAGAUCUUCCUGUUUUCUCAAUUUUAGAUGCAAUGAAAAUGCUUCAUCUUGCAUGGCAAAAAGAAAUGAGAUAA
This is a messenger RNA of Hydra vulgaris (swiftwater hydra), 879 nucleotides long. RefSeq names its product tigger transposable element-derived protein 4-like. The record is from RefSeq and is a predicted model, not a curated record. Gene Ontology annotation, cellular component: nucleus. NCBI's taxonomy places the organism in Eukaryota, Metazoa, Cnidaria, Hydrozoa, Anthoathecata, Hydridae. Gene Ontology annotation, molecular function: DNA binding.